This is a messenger RNA of Heterotrigona itama, 2592 nucleotides long. Lineage: Eukaryota; Metazoa; Arthropoda; Insecta; Hymenoptera; Apidae. The record is from the annotation of a GenBank genome assembly.
AUGAUCGCAAGCCUACCGAUACACAGCGGCGGCGGCGGCGGCGGCGGCGGCGGAGGUGGAGGAGGAGAUAGUGGAGGAAUUGGAGGUGGGGGAGGUAGUAGCGGAGGAGCGAGUAGUCGCGUGGGCCGUGGAUUGGCACUUCACAGGUCAAAUUCGAGUCUGGAGCUUCCUCACAGUCCGGAUCCUGGCUGCACUCGCGUACCGGAAACUCCUCUGAGAAGGGAGUAUGGAUCUCACGCGGUUUUGCUCGCAGGGAGCAUCGACGUAGUGGCACAAUCGGUAACAGUCGGAGAGAAUUUGUUCGCGAUGCUUCAAGACUUGAGGCCGUCGUCGUCGUCGUCGGUGCCGGCGGUGUCGACUCCUCCAUCGUCAUCGGAUCAACGGAGUUCGGCUGGCGUGGAAUACCUGAGACGCGUCCCGGAUGGGCAGAUCGUCGACGUGGACGAGGUUUGCGGCCCGACGACCGGUAACUCCAGCCCGAAAUUACGGUUGAAGCUGCACAGAUUGUGGGGCGCGAAGGCCACGACGCGGCCUAUGGAGGAGAGCUGCAACAGUCCGGUCGGCGUUUCGGCCGACGUCGAGGAACGACACAGGAGGCGAGCGUUCGCUCACUACGAUUGUCAGUCGCUCACCGCGAAUCUCGGCUACGCGGCCAAGCUGAGAGGUAUUCUGCUCGCGAGAAGAAGGAAUACCGCGACUGGCGCCUCGGCCGCCAGUUCCUUCAGAGCGUCCACCCCCGACGAAACUCCCGAGGAAGACGCUGGUGACGGGCGAGGCAACAACUUGCUGGAAUCGUGCCCCUUCUUCCGAAACGAAAUCGGCGGCGAGGGAGAACGGGAGGUGGGUCUCACUCGGUCCUCCCCAGGCAACGGAGUUCACAGACCGUCCUUGUCGUACGGUGUCGCGGUUUUGGAACCGGCACCCGGCGAAUCGUUGUGGAAGCACACUUGCCCUCUACAGAAACGGCCACUGCCUAUCGAGAGCAUCGACGAGGGUGCUCAUUACUACAGACGGUAUUUCCUCGGCCGAGAACAUCAGAAUUGGUUCGGUAUGGACGAGCAGCUGGGCCCGGUUGCCAUCAGUAUUCGAAAGGACGGCAACCAGUAUAGAAUAAUAGUUCGCACUUCGGAGUUAUUGACACUUCGCGGCUCGGUGCCGGAGGAGGCACUCGGCGGUAUAAGGCCACAAGGCAGGCUACCGACCAGAGAACUGUUGGAGUUGGUCGCACCGGAGGUUCAACUCGGUUGCCUCCGUUUGGGGAUUUCCUCUGCCGAGGAGGCUGUGGCUAGAUUGGACGAGCAAGGCCUCUCUAAUAAAUACAAAGUAGGUGUCCUUUACUGCAGAUCCGGUCAAAGGACCGAAGAAGAGAUGUAUAACAAUCAGCACGCUGGGCCGGCAUUUCUCGAAUUUCUUGACUCUAUCGGCCAAAGAAUCAGGCUGCGAGGAUUCGAAGGGUACAAGGCCGGUUUAGACACGAGAACCGAUUCAACCGGCACCCACGCAGUUGCCGCGACCUAUAGAGGAGCAGAAGUAACCUUUCACGUGUCAACGAUGCUACCUUUUACGCCGAAUAACAGGCAGCAGCUGCUUAGGAAGAGGCACAUAGGAAAUGACAUAGUCACGAUCGUUUUCCAGGAACCUGGCGCGUUACCGUUCAGUCCUCGAAGGAUACGGUCGCAGUUUCAACACGUGUUCAUUGUGGUCAGAGCUGUUGAUCCGUGUUCGGAUAACACUCAGUACAAGGUAGCCGUAUCUAGGAGCAAAGAAGUACCGAUUUUCGGGCCACCAGUCCCUCAAGGUGCGACGUAUACCAAGGGAAAAGCGUUUGCUGACUUUAUUUUGGCGAAGGUGAUCAAUGCAGAAAAUGCUGCGCACAGAUCUGAGAAAUUUGCCACCAUGGCGACUAGAACGAGGCAAGAGUACUUGAAGGACCUCGCUAAUAAUUAUUCUUCCACCACAAUGGUUGAUACCGGGCAAAAAUUUUCUAUGCUGUCGUUCAGCAGCAAGAAGAAAACGACCGUUCGACCGAGACUGUCUUGCGACGCUUUGCAACGUGGAGCGAUAUGUUGGCAGGUGAUACUAGAGGACAGCAAUCAGAACACGGAUUGCUAUUUAGGAAUAAGCAUAGAUACGAUCGUCUUGAUCGAAGAACAUUCUAGACAGAUCGUAUUCGUUACUCCAUGCGUCAGUGUGCUCGGAUGGCAUGCUCAAACAAAUAGCUUGAGAUUGUACUAUCAUCAAGGAGAAUGUAUCACCAUCCACGUGCGCGGUGAUUAUGGGGAAAGAGACGAACUGAUGGAGAUAGUGGCACGUUUACGCUCAGUAACUCCAGGAUCUCCAGCCACGGAACUUUCCUUGAAAAGAAACAGUCUGGGACAAUUGGGUUUUCACGUGCAACCGGACGGUGUAGUGACACAAGUCGAAAGUAUGGGACUCUCUUGGCAAGCGGGACUGAGACAAGGAUCUAGACUCGUCGAGAUCUGCAAAGUGGCCGUGUCCACAUUGAGUCACGAUCAGAUGGUUGACUUGUUGAAAACCAGCGCUCAGGUCACUGUCACCGUGAUACCGCCGAACAGUGACGGUAACCCCAGA